Podarcis raffonei (Aeolian wall lizard) is the source of this 2686-nucleotide messenger RNA. It is a transcript of the gene LPAR5, whose product is annotated as lysophosphatidic acid receptor 5. The transcript has 2 exons. Lineage: Eukaryota; Metazoa; Chordata; Lepidosauria; Squamata; Lacertidae. Gene Ontology annotation, biological process: G protein-coupled receptor signaling pathway; behavioral response to pain. Gene Ontology annotation, cellular component: membrane. Gene Ontology annotation, molecular function: G protein-coupled receptor activity. The coding region runs from base 436 to 1548 and encodes 370 amino acids. The record is from RefSeq and is a predicted model, not a curated record.
CCAGAUGUGGUGAGAGAAUGUCCGGACGUUGAAGUCCAUGGAGCUAGAUUUCCCACCUAACCUGAGGUCCUUGCUUGCUUCUGAUCUGCCUUUGACUUCCGCUGGUGAGCUAAAAUUCCUUCAGUUGCUGUGGACAUUCGGCCGAGGAUGUCAGAAACCUCAAGCCUGUAAUUCCUCCAGAUAAAGCGAGACUCAUCAUUCUGUAUGGUCAUGAAUGGUGCCGACCUUCCCAUCUCUGAUAGUUCCUGGGGCUUGGAGGCUGAAGUAGGAAUGCUGGGAAGAGAACCAUCUAGCAGCAACAACUGCUAGAAAUGAAAUGAAGAAAUGAUCACCAGCUUGAGAAUUGCGCACCCUUUCUGGUGCCCUUUCCUUUGAAGGAGAUUGUCUCCAAGCACCCUGAACGGCAGGACUGAGGCCCUCAGAUGCUUCACAGGCAUGUCAUCGGCCAAUGUCACCCCGAUCGUGAUUUGCAAGGACCACAGUGCCAACCACCGGCUGCACCUGAUCGGCUACAGCCUGAUCUUCACCGCAGGUUUGCUGCUCAAUGUGGCCGCUAUCUGGAUCUUCUUGAACUACCUGAAACUCAAGUCAGUGGUGAGCAUCUACAUGCUUAACUUGGCCGCAAGCGACCUCCUGUUCACCAUUUCUUUGCCCUUCCGUAUCUAUUACUAUUUGAUGGAGCAGUGGCCCUUUAAAGAAUUCCUCUGCCAGGUCUCGGGCUCUGUCUUCCAAAUCAACAUGUACGGUAGCUGCCUCUUCCUGAUGUGCAUCAACUUGGACCGCUAUGUGGCAAUUGUCCACCCCCUUCGCUGGCGCCACCUCCGGCGUCCCAGACUGGCUCGGAUUGUCUGUCUUGUGGUCUGGGUGCUUAUCCUGGUAGGGUCUAUUCCUGUGGCUUAUGUCCACAAAUCCACUUCCUGUGUCAAAGACAGGACGACCAUCACUCUUUGCUUCGAGAACUUCAGCGAGGGCCUGUGGCAGAAAGAGCUCCUCCCGUUGAUCAUCCUGGCGGAGAUCCUUGGCUUUCUUCUGCCCCUGACCUCCGUUUCCUACUGCUCGGUCCGAAUUUUCCAGAAACUGUGCCAGGCUGGUGGGAUGCAGAGCCUGCGCCAACGGAAGACGCUUCGCAUGCUAGUGGCCAACCUGGUCAUCUUCAUUAUCUGCUUUGUGCCCUACAACGUCGUUCUGGCGGCGUAUGGGCUGAUAAAAGCCCAGCUGAUCAAGACCGAUGUGCAAAUGAAGGAUUCGGUACGGCAGGCCCUGGUCAUCACGGUGAUAUUGGCCAGUAUGAACUGCACUCUGGACCCCCUGAUCUAUUACUUCAACACAGAGGGCUUCCGAAACACUUUAAAUAAACUGAGGAGGGCACAAGCUUGGGACUCUGAAAUGGGAACACUUCAGAACCAGGUAACGGAAAGUAAGUCCUACCAGGCAACAAGUGCCAAGCGAGGAUUCCCGGUCCAAACCUUAAUCCUCCCCUACGAGGGCUUGCCAUUUGUACCCCCUAAAAUAUUUUUGAACAGCCCCAUUGAAGAUUCGGAAAUAUAAGCACGGGGGGGGGGCCUCUCCGACUGGUGAUUACUGCAAGAAGUGCUUGCUAGGAAUUUCUGAAUGAUAAACAGAGGGGCGGGGGAUGCGAUGAAACAAAACUGUAAAGGGGGUAAAGCCUCUUGGAACAUGGAUGUUCAGAGACGGUUUCAGACCUGUAGGGAGUAUGUUUACAUGACCACGGUAAUCUGUUUCUACACCCUAGGCAUUGUCUUCUUCUUUAGCGAUCACUCAUAGCCGAGUAAGAUUGUCUUCCAUAAACAUGGUUUUAACCGUGGCUCCGUAACUGACUGGGGAGGCCAAUUCUGGAUCCACGUGUCCGGGCAGGAGUUGAUCAUUGUGCCUUCCUCUUAGCACAUUUCUCCCUUGCGUCCUGAGUUUGAGCAUCUUCAAAGCCCAUGACACCUUUGGUAAAGGCUGUUCUCCAGCUGAAGCGCUCACAGGCCAGUGUUUCCUAGUUGUUGGUGUUUAUACGACAUUUUUUAGAUUUGCCUUGAGACAGUCUUUAAACCUCUUUUGUUGACCACCAGCAUUACGCUUUCCAUUUUUAAGUUCGGAAUAGAGUAGUUGCUUUGGAAGACGAUAAUCAGGUAUCCGUACAACACGACCAGUCCAAAGAAGUUGAUGUGGAAGAAUCUUCGCUUCAACACGGUGAUCUUUGCUUCUUCCAGUACACUGGCAUUAGUUCGCUUGUCUUCCCAAGUGAUGUGUAAAAAUUUUCAGAGACAUUGUUGCUGGAAUAUUUCAAGGAGUUGGAGAUGGCAUUUAUAAGUGGUCCCCAAGCAUACCGUAAGGUUGGUAGUAUAAUAGCUUUGUAAACAAGCAUUUUGGUUUCCCUGCGAAUGUCCCAGUCCUCAAACACUCUGCACUUCAACUGGGAGAAAGCUGCACUCGCAGAGCUCAGGCGAUGCUGGCCUAGGCAUUGUACAUCAUGUACAACCCAAGAAACAGGCCCUCUGGUGAACUAAGGCUGUUAACACACUGCAACUUAAAGUGGAUUGGAUGCAUCUCGCAUAAAACUUGUGUUGCUCUCACCCACAUGGCAUCCCACACUAUCCCCCAUUCUCACUUGGAUUUUCCCAAUCCAUAAUGCGGUAAGGAAAUAAAAUCCCAUGUUACCCAGCUGCCGACUACUGAA